AUGGAGACAUGGUUGAUCAUCAUAGUUUCACUUUGCUCCUCACUACUAGUUAAGCCCUUGCUUAUUUUUCUUACAUCAAUAUUCAACACCAUUGUUAAAACCAUAAAUCAUCUCCCUCUUCCACCAGGACCCACCAUAUCUCCCUUUACUCUUAUGUGGAAGUACUCAUCCUUACAUGGGCCGGUUCCUCUAGUAAAGCGCCUUCGUUUUAAUUUUGGCCCAAUAUUAACCUUAUGGGUGGGUUCUCGUCCAACCAUUUGGUUAACCGAUCCAUCUUUAGCCCACGAAAUACUCGUUAAAAAUGGUGCUAACACGGCUGAUAUGUUAAUGUCACAUCCUACCCAUAUUAUAUUCAAUAGCAACCAACAUACUGUAAGCUCCGCGGCGUAUGGGCCUACUUGGCGAGCCUUACGCCGCAACUUGGCCACCCACUUUUUGAGCCCAGCCCAUAUUAAAUCCUUUUCUACUGUCCGUAAAUGGGCUGUGGAAAUCCUUAUUCACAACCUUGAGGCCCGUUCUAAAAAUGGGAGCCCAAUCCAAGUUCGAGAACAUUUCCUUCAAUCCAUUUUCCACCUACAAUUUGCAAUGUGUUUUGGUCUUCUUUUGAAUGAAGCCCAAAUCAAAGAGGUACAAUCAAUCAGUAGGCGAAUAUUAUUGGGCUUGCCGAGUAGGAAGUUCAAUAUCCUCAGUGCAUGCAUGGCCUAA
Molecule: messenger RNA, 705 nt
Organism: Chenopodium quinoa (quinoa)
Lineage: Eukaryota; Viridiplantae; Streptophyta; Magnoliopsida; Caryophyllales; Amaranthaceae
Product: cytochrome P450 89A2-like
Exons: 1
Coding region: 1-705 (234 amino acids)
Cellular component (GO): membrane
Molecular function (GO): oxidoreductase activity, acting on paired donors, with incorporation or reduction of molecular oxygen, NAD(P)H as one donor, and incorporation of one atom of oxygen; heme binding; iron ion binding
Source: RefSeq, a predicted model, not a curated record